AUGCCCCCUUCACUGAGGUCUAGAGGCCCUCUGUGUCAUUACUGCAAUCGCUGGUCGAACAGUAAACAUAAGGGUAGCCGUCAUUUUCGGUGCGAGAAUUGUCUAGCUGAGAACUUUCUGGAUGAGCAUGGCGGAGUCCUUGAUGUUCCGCCAGAGGAGAUCUCAUCCCCUCAGCCAUUAACACGGCCCUUCGCGAAAGUCUUGCCCAGCGAUCAACGCGUCGAUGUAACCGCCACGUUCUGCUCGACCUGCCUCAAGAAUCAGCACAUUCUGACCGAGACUCUUGCCAACUAUCUCCCUCCACCUGAAGAUCCAACCUACGAUCAGUAUGAAGCUUCCUAUCCCGAGUUUCGACGAAGACUUGAAGGACGAUAUCCUCCCCUUUGCGUGCGUUGUGAACCAGAAGCACGUCGGCGGAUUCAGCAAGCAGGUUAUACAGCAAAGUCCGAUCACUUAAGACGCCUAAUGGAACGCUCUCGGGUUAGAAGAAUCCACAGCCAAUGGGGUUGGAGGAGCUUGGUCGUGACUUUAGGUGGAUGUUUUUUCUGGAUGAGCAUUUUGGGACAGCUGGCUUGGAACCUUAUCAGCAUCUUGGAAGAUCCAAAACCGAACAGCCUUCAGACAACGCCGAGGACGGUCUUUACGUCGCUCCAUUGUGCUGCUCAACUCUUCACAGACUUGAAGCCACAAUCAGGAUGUGCCGCAGCAUUCGCUCCGCUUAGCUUCAGUGCCAUCGUACUUGGGUUCCUGUCUAGCUGGUGGAAUCCGAGAUGGCGGCAUAAACUGCAAGGGCAAGAAGGACGACUGGUUGGACUACAAGAAUACUACAGGAUGAAUACUGUGGUGCUAUUAGCAAGACUUGGCUUCUGGACCUGGGCACGGUGUUCUACCGCACUCUCUUCGACACAUCACGGCCAGCAGGUCAUUCAUUCCGUCGUGAUGUUUAUGACCCUGGUUUUCACAAUCUACGCCAUGACGAGAGUGAAUAUCGAUACAACUCCAUUGGUAUCCUGGCAAGACAGUUCGGUACAACUGUUAUCCCAAGAACAAAGUGAUUCUUCUGUUGCCUCUGCCAUUGCGCAUCCUCCAUUUCCCGCACGUCUCAAUCGACCAGAAGCAUCACAUGCGCAGUCGUUUCCAAUAGGUAGCCUGGCACAAGAGCCAAAACGUCAGAUCUGGCAAGCACCUACUCCUCCGCCAGAUGACGCUGAUCUAAUGGAAUGGGAGCCAUCGCAAAGUUUCCAGCCGAAUCCUCGCCGCCCAAAAGUCGACGCUCCUCCUGGUCCAUCACCCUUUCAUGGAGCUUUGCCUGCCAUCCCGACCAAUAGGUUGCUUCAUCCUCAGCCACGGAGGCAGCCUGCCCAGAAAGAAGCUAUUGGUCUCCCACCAGGCUUUUUCGAUAAAAGAGAUCGUCUCAAGGAGACGGAGCGGCCUGCAUCCCUACCGGCAAUGGCUCAACCUAAGUUUUUUUCACAAGGAGAUCGCGAGGCUGACACUGGUCUCGAGAACAUUUUCGACGCUGUUUUCUCCUUACGCGAUGCACCCCUCUUCCCAAGAGCGUCCACCGAACAAGAUGUACCAGCGCAAGCGGACCAACAGUACCAGCACCCGUUUGAUACUCCUCUCAGCGCUCCAGAUAGGCCGUCGUACACCUCGAUGAGGUUGAAUGCUAUCCACAUGGCAAAGCUGGCUGUCUUUGCUACAAGUUUCGUUGUCUUGUAUGCUCCUCGGCAGCUUCAACUAGACUUGCCUUUUCUGGAGCUUGGUGUUAUUUGCAUUGCAGGCUCAGCAGCUUUGUGGCUAUCGCUUCUAGCGAGUAGAAGAUCAUCUUCUUCACUAGAUGGAAGCGAUCUCAUUUGGUCUGCAGCGUCAGCUCUCAUUGCAGCAUUUGUCGUAUUUCAACAAUGGAACAUCCCCAAAGAAGGACUUGAGCAAAGCGGUGAUCGAGUGGCAAUGAUGUUCUUGUUUGUCUGCAGUUGCUGGGAGAUGUCUCGGAUCUUUGACUGGAAACCAAUGAAGUCGACCCGAAAUCCCCGUGAACUUCAGCAACCGAGCCUGCAGCACGAGGUUGAACCGUGGCAUCCCGCAGCUCCCACUUCCGGGUUCCAGCCGCAGAGUCCACUUUCAAAUGAGGAGAAUCGGCAGUCAUCAGUGUCUGAAACUCAGUCUUCGGUGUUGCAGGAUGCUAGUUGGCAACCUAAACCAUUUUCCCCUUUCAGACCUACACCAUCCUUGCAAGCAACAGAACAAAGACCUCUUUUCAGAAGCAGAAGCGACAGCGCAGACUCGGCAAUAUCUCAAAGCUCAACAACCACCACCGAUACGGCUACCACAGCAGGAUGGAAGACCCCGAAUUUUCGAGCGCAGCAUUCCAUUGGCAAUUUAGAGCAGAGCCCAGGCUUCAAUCUCCGAAGCCUAGUACUAGAAGACAGAGUAUCGACGCCGAGCAGGCGAGAGCAAAAAAGUUUCGGAACAAGGAACCGGAGCAGAUUUUAA
Molecule: messenger RNA, 2496 nt
Organism: Endocarpon pusillum Z07020
Lineage: Eukaryota; Fungi; Ascomycota; Eurotiomycetes; Verrucariales; Verrucariaceae
Exons: 2
Coding region: 1-2496 (831 amino acids)
Biological process (GO): nuclear inner membrane organization
Cellular component (GO): nuclear inner membrane; microtubule organizing center attachment site; chromosome, centromeric core domain
Source: RefSeq, a predicted model, not a curated record